ACCUCAAUCAUGAUGCCGUCCGAUCAAGCGGAAAUAUCCCGCUUCGCGGCGCUGCUAUCGAGCGACCGUGGUCGUUGCUGUCUUCGUCGUCCUAUGCCCCUAUCAGUCUCCCAUAGGCUGCCGUGUCGUGUGAGAGGUUCUCUUCGUCGUUUCAACGUAAAUAUCACAUUUGUCGAGAAUCCGGCGUUGAUUCGGUGCACGUUAGGCCGCAGUCUUUACGCUUAUUAGCCAUACGCUUUAUUGCCAGUCUUCGCAUUAUUAUUCGUUUCCCGCACGUUCAUCCGUUCGCCAAUAACCAAAAAAUCUUCCCUAUGAUUGUCUAAACAGAUAAGUCAGCUUUAAUUUUAGUCAUAAUUAUCUCUAAAAAAAGACCCAAGCACAAUCUAUAAAAAAUGAGGGUCGUUGCGCUAGUUAGUGGUGGCAAGGAUUCUUGCUUCAAUAUGAUGCAAUGUGUAGCAGCUGGCCAUGAAAUUGUGGCUCUAGCGAACUUGUAUCCUGUUGGAAAAGAUGAUUUAGACUCGUUCAUGUACCAAACGGUAGGCUAUCAGGGUGUCGAGUACAUCGCUAAAGCUAUGGGUUUGCCUAUGUAUCGUGAACCAACGUUUGGUAGAUCUAAAAUGCAAGAGAAGUACUAUUGUCCUACAGAAAAUGACGAAGUUGAGGACCUUUUUAGACUUUUGAGCAAAGUAAAGGAACGUGAAAAUAUAGAGGCUGUGUCAUCUGGUGCUAUUCUUAGUGAUUACCAACGAAUUCGUGUAGAAAAUGUCUGCAGUCGUUUAGGUCUUAUUUCUAUAUCAUACUUAUGGAGACGAGACCAGGAGCAGCUGUUAAUGGAGAUGAUACAGAGUUCUGUUAAUGCAGUAUUGAUUAAAGUUGCAGCCUUGGGUCUUGAGCCUAAGCAUUUGGGUAAAUCUAUAUCCGAAAUGCAAACCCAUCUUGUCAGGAUAAAAGAAAAAUAUGGAGUUAAUAUAUGCGGAGAAGGUGGAGAAUAUGAAACUUUUACUUUAGAUUGUCCUUUAUUUGGAAAGAGCAUUGUGAUUGAUGAGUACGAGAGCAUUGUACAUACAUGUGACGACAUAGCGCCUGUAGGAUAUCUUAAUUUUACAAAGAUUCGUCUACAAGAGAAGAGUAACGCUAUGGAGAAAUUGAGUCUGGCGGAGAGAUUGAAAACUGUCUCGAUAAAAACAUCGCAAGAUUACAUCGCCGAAAUAGUCGGCCCGGUGCUGCACGACGGCUGCAAUUUGUCAGACGACGAAAAUGACGAGCACGAAUGCGGAAGCAAUAGUCUAAAGACAUCGAAUUCUGGUCCGUUUAAUCCUCCGAGCCCAAUGGAAAUCUUCUACGAAGAGGAAGAUUAUCCGGAUGCACCGGCUGUCAAUAGAAAUCAGAGAGGAUGGUUCUGGUUUGGCGGUAUCACGGGGAAACGUCCGGACGUCACGUCCUCCGUAGAAGAGGCAUUGGAAAAAUUAAGCACUCUGGUUGAAGACGAGAAUCUGCGAAUAUCCGAUAUUGUCGCAGUAACGUUGUACAUAAAAGAUAUGUCGAGUUACAAGGCUAUAAACGAAGUGUACACUUCUUGGUUGGGCAAACGGAACCCACCGGUUCGUGUGUGCGUGGAAUGUCCUCUGAAUGUGCACAUAGUGUUAGACGCGACGGCAUACAAAGAAAACCAAGAAUGCGGAGACAAGAAUGCCCAUAAACGACACACGAUGCACGUUCAAAGUAUAAGUCACUGGGCACCUGCUAAUAUCGGGCCUUAUUCUCAAGCUGUUCGUGUAGGUGACAUUAUCUCGGUAGCCGGGCAGAUACCUCUGGUACCUGGUAACAUGACUCUUUUGGACUUGAACAUUAAGCGGCAGUGCCGCUUAACGAUGAGGCAUAUAGACCGUAUUCUUAAAGCCAUGGACGCAAACACACAUCUCAGAGAUAUAGUACAGGGGAUCUGUUUCCUGACGCAUCCCAGUUACAUAGCGGACGCUAGAAAAGAGUGGGAGAAGAGAUCAAACAACGCCAUUGUAGAUUACAUCGUCGUACCGAAUCUGCCACGUGGUGCCCAGGUCGAAUGGUGCGUUUGGGCUCACAGGGAUAACAGGAGAUUUGAAUACGAAGAAACAGGAAAAUGCGUGGGUAAUUUUAAGGUAGCCAUCAGGCGUAGGUGGAAUUAUGAAAAUACCGUUUCAGCGAUUGUAUGUUAUAUGUGUACUCGCUCGUCCAAUUCGACCGGCAAUAUAGCCACAGAGGCGUGCUUGCCAUCGACGGAGUUGACCGCGAACGAACUGAUGGAAGCGUUCGAGUACGUCUUGUGCAAGCUUACGAAAGGCUCGCAAAGCUCCAAUCCGACGUGUAAUCUGCGAAUAUUUUACAAGGUCGGCAGCUCGCCGGGCCCGAACCUCGUUCACAGUGUCCUGUCUAAGUUUUCUACAGCGAAUCUAGUGAUUACUAUUGUACCGGCUACUCACUUACACAAUUUCAACACUUUUUUGUCUAUAUGCGGUAUUAGACACGAGUAAAUACUCAAAUUGUUUUUUACAUUGUCAAUUAUCCGGAACGAUUGAUGCGCGCAUUUAGGAUAAAGUCGCACAGGGAUUUGAAUCUGAGAUACUCUCGGUAAUUCACUUCCGUCGUUCGAAGUAAUCGAAGCGGUGACUGAGGAAGAGCGAGCGAGAAUGGUGUUUUGUAAGUGCAGUGACGCAUCUCUACUAACCGCAUUGUUGCUUAUUGAUUUAAAGAAAACGUUCGAUACGUAGGAAUAAGUUGAAUAAAAAAAAAUAUAUAUAUGAUCAUCCUGUACUCCCGAGAACACAACGAGUUCAGAAGCAGAUUGCAAACCAUGCUGCAAAGUUACGAUAAUCUGCGAACAAAGAGACCUAACGGGAAAGGAAAGAGCAAAUUUAACACACACCUUUCGAAAGCCUCACUACGGAAAAGACGAAGGUAAAAGAUACGAAGCUUUUACACAGCUUUAGCUUGUAGGACACUCGAAGGAGAGCGAUUGUGUAAAUGUAACAUUGACUGUGAACAGAGAGAAUGGAAAGAUUGAAAUUUUAGAUACAUCUUCUUCGAAACUGCGGCUUUGUCUAUACACCCUUCUUGCAGCCACCGCUGUUCGAUUAGCUCGACAGUCACGACGGAAUUGAAUGCGACGAAGAUUGGUGGGGGAAAAAAAAAAAAAAAAAAACAAAACAAAACAAAAAAACAGAAAAAAAACAGCGUUACAACGGCACCAAAGUACGCACCAUUAUUUAGUUUCCCUGCGUGCGCAUAAUAAGGGGGAAACGCUCGGUCGUGGUCGGAACGGCUCGCUGUUCUCGAUGCUUUAUGUAUCGGUAUUCGAGUACUUCCUCGCGUCUCGCACGCGAGUCGAUCGACGAUCUUAACGUGGCCGUAGCGGUAUUCCGUAUUAACGCGAUAUUUGUCGGUACUUUGCAACCAUCUAAAAAGGAAAAAAAAAACGGGGUGAAGAAAAGUAGCGAAAAUUUUACAGAAUCAGGUGAUUUUAUCGGUUUGUCACAAGGCGAUGCAAAAUAAUUUAUCAGUGACGUGAACAAUACGCUGUUCGACGUCGUCGUGUUUGCCGGAUGGCUGCGUUUCUAUAGAAUUCUCGGUGUACACUGGUUUGCGCACUCAUUUUCCCAUCGGGAGCACGUCGAGUCUACGAUUGCAAGCUGCUGCUGACGAGCUUGCGCGGCAAUUGAUUGUGAGAGAAGUCGAACGAUGAUACACGGUGUAAAUAGCGCGACUCUUUACUCGUUGGAUAAAAAUAUAAAAAGAAAGUACAUUCUAAAUCCUCCGCAAUGCAGCCGUAACACCGGAUAUCUCUUAUCGCUCGGACUGCCGACUUCAUCGGGAAGAGCCUACGCGAACGAAGUUGUGCAACCAAGAAGCGUACUGUAUAUUGUAUUCUAUAGCAUAUCAUCGAUUGUUUUACCUAGGAUAGUGUGAUGAUGAUUUUAUCUGUAAUUUUAAUUACUCCUGCAACGUAGCAGAACCUCAUCGAUCCGCUGCUUCUUGUUUAAUCGUCACUUCUCGAUAUUUUAGAGCAUCGUUAAGCAGAAAAUACGGAAUACCACUAUCGUUCGCUCGACAUUUUUCGAUAACGUAGUUGCGUCGUCCUUCUUUUCAGCUGCACUCUCGUUUCUCUCUUCUCAUCAGACCAUCGGGAUUAUACGUGUUUCCUGUCGGACGCGUAGAAAGAGUCACAGAACAGUGCAGCUGGAAAGAACGGACUCUUGUAUUAGCUUAUAUACCGACUACUAGUCAAUGGCGGGUCAAGUGCAAUUCUGAACUAUGAACCCGUCCCGUUAUAGUGCGUAAGUGCUCUUCAACAACGCGAUUGCACGUUAGUGAACAAUUCACGUACGCGCGUAUGUCGUACGUGCGACUCGUAUUGCUGUUAUAUCGCUGCGUUUCGUUUUGUUUUAUCUUUAUCUCUUUGCUCAAAGUAUGUUUUACUUUAACGGUGUUGUAAUCACGUGCGGAGGAGUGUUACAAUCGUGUGUGUGUGUGUGUGUGUGUACGCGCGCACGCGCGCGCGUAUGUAUGUGUGUGUGACGUUUCUCCGAGCAAGUUGAGUCGCGCACGGCCACUUUAUUAGCAGCACUCAACGUUCAACUUGAAUUUUAAGAAAAAGAGAUGAGACGAAGAAGGAAAGCACAGGAGAGAACGCGUGUCACAGGAGCGCGCGUCGAGAGGAAAGAAUUGCGUUUGCAGCGAGGCAACGUGCGCUUUUUAAUUUCAGUUGCAAUGCGAGAAACUUGGAUCCCACUCUUUCUCUCAACGACGUUUCUCGCGACGCGACGACGCCAGAGUUCCCGGAAACACUAUUAAACGCGUGUAUUGCCGACUGACUUUUCUUCGCUGAGGAGGACAACAGUGUCGCGAUUUAUAAAGAGGCAGAAAAAAA
Molecule: messenger RNA, 4903 nt
Organism: Harpegnathos saltator (Jerdon's jumping ant)
Lineage: Eukaryota; Metazoa; Arthropoda; Insecta; Hymenoptera; Formicidae
Product: diphthine--ammonia ligase
Exons: 13
Coding region: 393-2510 (705 amino acids)
Biological process (GO): protein histidyl modification to diphthamide
Molecular function (GO): diphthine-ammonia ligase activity
Source: RefSeq, a predicted model, not a curated record